Molecule: messenger RNA, 7793 nt
Organism: Pocillopora meandrina
Lineage: Eukaryota; Metazoa; Cnidaria; Anthozoa; Scleractinia; Pocilloporidae
Source: the annotation of a GenBank genome assembly
AUGCAGCGCUCCGUCGGUCAAUUAAGUGGAAUCGCGUCUGUAUUUUUGCGUGGAUUUCGUUCUUCUGCGUUUGCAGCAAUGCCGAUCAAGGUAAAAGUAUUUUUUCUUUCCCACAGUUUGUAGUAGGUUUAAUGUCUAUCGCUAGAUCUACCUCCUGGUACUGGAUAAUGUGCUUGUAUUUCAAAGCUUCGCUAUUUCACUAAAACCAGCACGUUAACUGCUGGGAAAUGACAGGCAAUUACGUCUCUUGUCACUUUCGGAGUAUUUUUCCUGGGCUGUCCUUGUCAAUUAAAAUUGCAAUUAAAAUUUAGCGACCGAGCUGCUCUUUGCUUGAGAUAAGCAAAGAGUUAUGUUUGCGUAAAGCAUGAGCGCGCCAUAUCAACUUUCCUUAUUACCAACUCGUGGUUCGUGUAUGACUAAGCAUUUUUAAAUGAUAAUUUUAAAAUAUCCUCAAUGUGAACAACUGCAGCUUAUUAAUAAAUUAUGCAAUUCCCAGGAGAAAAAUCAUCUUGAGUUUGGACUUUGAAUAUAGGAGUUUAUGUCUACAGACUUGAUGAAAUUUUCACAUUAAAACAUCGCAUGAAUAAGAUUAAGGCUCUUCAAGUUAAGCCCAACAACGUGUGCAUUCAAGUUCAUCUGAUGAAUAUUCCCAUGUGUGUUGCAUUUAUAUCAGUUUGUUUGUAUUAAAGGAAUAUCAGAGAAGAACAAAUAAACAAACAAAAAAUAAAACAAAACAGAACAAAAAUUUACAUGUUAGCCUUGCACGUUCAAAUUACAUAGUCAUCAAAUGCAGGGUGGGGGGGGGGGGGGGUACAUAAUGAUGAUUGCAUGGAGGAAACACAAGCUGUAUUUUGAUGAGCAAGGAGGCUCUAGGAAAUCUGUUUAAAUGUUCUUGGUAAUCAUCUCACAACAUCUAACCCUCAUGUUUAAGUGUCAACCUCUUGAUAUCUAAACACUGGAAAUAUUUCAGAGAGAAAUACCCCCCCCCUCUCUCUCAGAAAAUAUUGUUCCCAUUAUAAACUUAUUAUCCUAAUCUCUCCCUAAGAUAAACAGCAUUGUUGACAAAAAUUGAUGCACCUAAUUAAAAAAAAAAAUUAAAAUGCAUCCAUCUUUGCCAAGGUAACCUCAAAUUUACUAGAUUUCCCCUCUUCAGAGAAAAAAAUUAAUAUAUCUAAAUUGACCUCUAUCGGGGAGACUUAGAAAACUGUAGGGGAGACUUAGAAAACUGUAGGGGAGACUUAGAAAACUGUAGUAGAGACUGUAAGAUUUACUUGUUUCAGGAAACUUUGGAGAGAAGGGCAUGUGCAGUGCAAGCAUAUUCUUAACCCUCUAUACCUUAAUAUCAAUAUUUAUAUUCUCUACACUGUUCUCUAUACAUUUCCUACGGGACUGACAAGGAGAAUAUGGUAUUUAAUGGUAAUAGGACCCAGUGGAGUCUAAAUUUGUCAAUGGCAAGUAUGAUUACAUACCAAAUUGGAUGACGUGAAGUCCUGUUACCAGUUAAUCAUAACUAUUACAAUGUCUGAAAAAGAAAUAUUUACUUGAGUAAGGGCUUCCAAUAUCAAUUAUCAAUUUUCAGCAGUAAAAAAAAUCUUCUAUUUUGGAAAUUUUUCAGUUUUAAAAGGCAAGUGGUUGUUGCUAUGGUUAAUGUAAUCAAUUCUGGGAUUGGUGGAUUCAGCUCAUUGAAUGUAGUAGAAUUGGCUGCUUUAACUCUCUGGUUGCAGUUGUCUGAUUACAGCCAACUAUCUUAUUACACUAUGCAAUUACAACUUCACAGAACAGUUAAUGAAAAAAACAGAGCAGGUGAUGCACCAAUCACAUUUGAGGAAAUUGGAAUGGCUUAUGAUUGAACUUAGAAUGCUACCAUGCUGUCAUGUGAUAUUGGGACUUACUUUUAUUUGGUGUACCUACACUGCAGAUUGGUGACAAGCUUCCUUCUGUUCAAGUCAUGGAGGGAACUCCUAAAGACAAAGUCAAUGUGGCCACUUUGUUCUCAGGAAAAAAAGGGGUGCUAUUUGCUGUACCAGGUGCCUUUACUCCAGGUUGCUCUAAGGUUUGUGUGGAAUGUUAUGUGCAGUGAUUUGUGACAGAAAAAUGAGGUGAAAAUAUCAUACUGGUGUUAAAAUGUGGGCAGGAUGUUGACAGAAAGGUGCUGACAGUGAGAAAUUGAUUAACAAUCAUGAACCUCUUUACUUGGUGAUCAUUUUCCUUAUUCCUGUGACCCCAAUGGUUGAUUCAGGGGUGAUGUGGAAAGGAGGAAUUUUAAGUUAGUCAUUCUUGCUGGUUAAAAGUGACAAAUCUUACUGAUAGUUAUUGAAAGGUUGUGCCUAAAUAAGAAAAUAUUUAUUAUAGUAAUGGACUUUUUUUUUUUUAAAUGCUCAGACUCAUCUUCCAGGAUAUGUUGAAGAUUUUGAAAAAUUUAAGGUAAGGUGGAAAGUAUGAUAUGGUAGCCAUGAUGAUUGCAUUUAAAACAGCUAAUAUUUUGUUUCUAGUCCAACUUUGCUUAAAUUGUGGGUCUAUGAAUCUAAGUAAUUUUGUAAUAGUUGAUGCAACUAAAACUUGAAAAUUGAGAUGAGAUAUACAUUUUAACGUCCAUCGUUUACCAAGAAUGUAGUCUGAGUCUGGUAUUGAGAUUGAAUCCCUAACAAAUGUUAGCAAAAAAUUUUUCUUUUGAUUAGUUUCUCUGUAAACUGAAAUAGACACACAUACUUUGAAAAAAGAAAAAUGGGUCCUGAUGAAAAUGUGGAUUUCCAAUUUCCUACAAACUUGCCACAAGCCACUUCAAUUUGCCACCUGCACAAUGUUGCUCUCUGGAACAGUGUAUAAUUAUUUUAGGUUAUGAAGUAAAUUAUUAAAUAAAUAUUGGUGUACCUAAACAAAUAAACUCUUGGUGGUAGAUGGGAUAUUUUUUGACAUGUAAUUUUUUUUUUUUUGAUAUCCCUUGUUGCAGUAAUGUGAAAUUGACAAACCAAUUUUUUGUACAUAGAGCCAUUGCAUAUAAUGUUUUACCACACAACAUGAAGUUUAAGUCAAACAAAGAAAUGAUCCUCACAGACAAACUACAAUGUUAGCUAUUUCAGAAAAGAAGUCUGAAAAAAUUCAGGCUUCAAUGGGAUUUGAACCCAUGCCUUCUAGAGACUAGACACUAUUACCAGCUCAGAUACAGAGACACAGGUUAGGAACCAAGGAAAUUUUAAAGGGUUCUUCUUUCUUGUAAAGGAAUUUUUAUGUGAUGUUUCUGAGUCUAAGAAGUCUAUUAUUUUCUAGGAAAAAGGAGUGGAUAUUGUUGCCUGUAUCUCAGUUAAUGAUCCGUUUGUAAUGGCAGCUUGGGGAGAGGCACACAAAUGUGAAGGCAAGGUACAUGUACAGUACGGUAUUAGUGAAUGCACUGUAACCAGUACUUGUGACGUGUUGUCAAUCUAGAACUUAGUUAAUGCCUGUUUGGUCUGGUUUGCCAGACAAGAAGAACCCUGUAGAGGGACAAAGGGGGCUUCCCCACCCCUUUGUUAUUCUUACACCAACAUCAGUGUGCUACAAGGGAAGAUCCAUGUAUUUUUGAGAGGGGACGAAACACAAAUUUUUUUUUUAACAUUGAAGCCUUUAUACGCUUAUGGACUCACCUUAAGUGGACCCCCCCUGUACCUUCCCUUUGGACUCUCCUGAUGGACCCCCCCCCCACUGUACCCUUCCUUUGCACCCACCCAGUGGGCCCCCCACUGUACCGUCCCUUUGGACUCACCGAGUAAACCCCCACUGUACCCUCCCUUUGGACUCACCCAGUGGACCCCCCACUGUACCCAUCCUUUGAACUCCCCUACUGGACCCCCCACUGUACCGUCCCUUUGGACUCACUCAGCGGACCAGGGGGCGUCCUUACCUCCCGCGAUUUCCAUUACUUGGAGAUCUUGGUUCUCCGGUGGGUUUUCCUCAUGAAAAUAUUUGUGGUAGUUAAAUUAAUGAUGGGACAGAUUACUUUCCCUGUAUCGUUUAUCUUCAUGCAAACCAGUACCCAUACAUUUUUGCAUAUCAUUGUUUAUAUGUAAUUCGAAAGUUGGGUGUUUUUUUGUUUCCAGAUCCGCAUGUUGGCUGACACACAAGGUGAAUUCACAAAGGUGCGUUUUUAUUUUUCUUUAGUCAAACCACUUAAAAAAGUUCUUUUGGAUUCUGUUUUCGAAGGGUCUUUCUUCUUUUUAUUCUAUUCUUUGCUUCGUUGUAAAGUUCAAGAACAGGCUCAGGGUCAAAGGUCAUAUGGAAGGAUUCGGAAAAGUUGAUGGACCAUCAACAGCAAAUAUGAGAAGGGGAGGGGAGGGUGUGAUCGUCUCCCACCACUGUGGCCUGGGUUCUAUUCCCAGACCUGGUGUCACAUGUGGGUUGAGUGUGGUGUUGGUUCUUGUCCUUUGCUCAAAGAGUUUUUUGUCCGAGUUCUUAAGUUUUCCUUCCGUUGCAAUUUGAAAAAAAUUUAUUAAAUAUAAACAUCUUUUGUUUUCUCAUCGAAAAAGUGUCUCUCUUUGAUGAGAAAACAAAAGGUAUUUAUAUUUCAUGUCUGUUUUCAAAUUAUAUUUAUAUAAAUAUGAAGUAAGAGUAAUGAAUGGUAUGAGACAAAUAUUGACAUUUCAUAUCUUAAAAUGUUUGCCUUGCCUUAAAAAACUAUAGACUAUGAAAGGUGGUAUUCAAAACGUUAAUGCUUUUUCAUACUGCUGAACACAUUUCGCCAAACAUGCGACUCUCUUUGCGUAUUUAGUCACAAAAAUUGUCGCAGCUUGGAGAGCUGAUGUGCGAUACAGAAAGCAUCGUUCAUGCCAACCGAAAAACGGCAAGAGAACUUCUGCGGAGUCUUUCAGUUCUGAUGAUUAUGUCGCUUCUUUGUUGAAGCAUUUCACUCUUCAAUCUUGGCUAGCUGGUUACAUCUUGACAGUCCCAGCUGUAAAACUUAUCGUAUAUUCAACCGUGGUCUCUUUCCUUGGUCUCUCAGUAUUUAGAUCUGAGAACGGCAAGCGUAUGCUACUGAUUGAUGGGAGAUGUUAUAAAGAGUAGCGGGCGUCCUGUGCUCUGUGUCGACGAGUUAAUUGAAAGAACGAUUUGCUAGAUAAGAUCCUGAUCGCGCUGUGUUGUUUUUUAUAUUUAAACAUGUCAUGUGAAAAAUUGCUGCGGUUCUUUCCUUUAAUCUCCGAAUAUGAAGAACUUCGCUUAAGUUACAUCGCUAACUGUGUUUUGAACAUUUUUCUGAAUUAUACCGCGGUGAUGUUGAACAUUCUGACGAUAUAUGCAAUACGGAAAACUUCGCCAUUGCCGAAGACAACAAAAACUUUGCUUGUGAGUCUUUCUGUCUCUGAUGUUGGUGUUGGUUUGGUUGUUCAACCGUUUUACUCUUCACUAUUGGUCAACUGGCUACAACAAGGCAGCAUCAGCUGCUACACUUGCCGAGUGUUUCUUAUCAUUGGUUUUUUAAUUUUUCAAGCUUCGUUCCUGGGUGUGAUGGCUGUAACUGUGGACAGGUUCUUAGCUGUUUAUCUUCAUCUCAGAUACCAGCAACUUGUGACGCACAAGCGUAUUGUUGCCGUGGUGACCUCAAUAUGGGUGUUCAGUGCAUUUGCUUCUUUUAUAAGAUUAAGUGGUGUGCGUUUUAUUCAGCCCGUAAUCCAGUACAUCGGUAUUCUUCUUGGUCUUGUCGUGAUCACAGGAGUUUAUAUCAAGAUUUAUUUCGUCGUGAGACGACAUAAAACUCAGAUCCAGUCCUUGCAAGUACAGAGAGGACCGCGUGGCGAAAUAACACAAAUAGCCAGUCGUAUAAAAUCUGCAAUCGCUAUAUUCUAUGUGUAUGUUGCUUUUCUAAUUUGUUGUUUGCCGUACGUCAUUUGCGUCUCCAUUAUUCAAUUCAACGGUCCUUCCGUUACAUUGAAGGGUUUUCAUCUUUUCUCACUAACUCUAAUUUUUCUGAAUUCGUCUCUUAACCCUUUAAUUUACUGCUGGAAGAUGAGACAUAUUCGACAUGCUAUCGUGGGCAUACUGCGCACCUUUUCUGGGAAAACAUUUAAUGUACGUUUAUCGUACGAUCGGUCUUCAAGUGUCGUUCAUCUUGAUACCUGAACCCUUCCGUUUGACGAACUGAACCCGCGUUUAGUUUGCCCGUUAAAAGGUGGUCAAACAAGCAUAAAGCUAAACUGAUCCAUACGACUGUGCUAAAAGAAUUUUGAAACUAGAUUGUGAAGCAUUAUUUUAACAAACCGCGAGCAGGACUCUGAAAUUGGCGAAUCAGAUUGCCGUGGAAAAGAAUUUGAAAUUAAUUCUUGGAAUUAAACUUUUUUUCAAAACAGAUAUUAAAAGAAAUUAAAAUUGUCUCAAUUUAACUUUUGAACUUUAUCUGAAUUUCAUCUUUUUGAUUUGUGAAACUAUAUUUUAGGUUUUCUUUGAAUACCUUAAAGAAAGCCGAACACAAAUUUAUUUCAGGGAGACAUGCGAGGCACAUUUGAAUUAAGUCGUUGUCACCGUCUAUGAAAAGUUGUAUUUUUAGCCCUUAGACUUGUGACGUGUAAAUGCGAAUAAUUUCAAAACCAGGGUGUACUGAUCGGGAAACCAACAUCUCUCCUUUGGAUUAUGAGAGUUGAGGUAAUGAUGAACUAGCGGAUAUGGCCUUGAUUUAACACCAAAUUCUGAGACCUGACAGAAAAAAUAGGCUUAGUAUUAGUCGGGAGUGGAUAGCGCUGGUGAAAGGUUUAACUGUUUUUAAGAUUAUAGUACAUCGCUAUGUUUUGCGUGAAUUUUUUUAAUCGCCGGAAGAUGGAUGAAUUGUGCACAGAAGAGGAUAGUAAAGGUAGAAACGACAUUCACGAUUUAUUUGGCAAUGUAACCGUAUUGAUGGGUUCAAAACGACUGGUUUGAGUGUCUUUUUCACCAUUAUUUUAAGCAUUUUAAGGCCAACUUUUCUUGAAAACAAGAUUCUGGAUAUGAAAAUAGCAACAGCAGGUGGCCUCAUUCGUAGGUGUUUUGGCCUUUACCGGAAUGGAAGUUAUCAGUUCUUUGUUAGAUUUUUUGUUUUGGUUUAUUUUCAUGUUCUUCCUUCGGAAGUGAGUAACUUUUACGUUAAUGUAACUUCCAAGUUUUAAAAAGGUGAGUGUGAUCUUAAACUGUUUGAAGAAAUAAAACCUCGUGUAGAAACCCAUUCUUGAAAGAUUACUUUGACAGAUAAAUGACUUUUGAUCUUUGAGCUUUCGUACAUGCUACUUUUGCGGCAUUUUCAAAUUUAGUGUUGUGGUUUAUUACGGAAUACAUAAAAAGUUUUCCGCGGCACAAGAAUCAGAGCCAGCCUUGCCUCGCAAUUUCAAGAAUUAACUCGGUCUAACAAUGAAAUGACAAUUUUUCUGGACCCCUUAAAUCAACACUAAGUUGGUAUAAACUGCGUUGAGCAUUUUCAUUCAGUUUCCGGACUGUUUCCGGUUCCUAUUUAUACAGGUAGUCUUCGUGAAGAGGCUUUGUGGGAGUAAGGUGCCAGAUCUCUAGCUCCAAAGUUCAGCGCGCUAAUAGCUAGGCUGGGACAUUUUCCACUCUGAAGUUUAAAUUUACCAAUAAAGAAAGAAUACUUACAAAACUACACAUAUCUCGUCUUAUUCCCUUCAUCCCUUCAAUUACUGUAGGCUGUUGAUAUGGAGCUUGACGCGAGGCCAUUUCUUGGAAAUGUACGGUCAAAGAGAUAUGUGAUGGUGAUCGAAGAUGGACUGGUGACAGCGCUCAACGUAGAGCCUGAUGGUACUGGACUGAGUUGCAGUCUGGCUAACAGCAUUCUGAGUGCAUUGUAG